Halteromyces radiatus is the source of this 2344-nucleotide messenger RNA. RefSeq lists its product as uncharacterized. NCBI's taxonomy places the organism in Eukaryota, Fungi, Mucoromycota, Mucoromycetes, Mucorales, Cunninghamellaceae. Gene Ontology annotation, biological process: regulation of transcription by RNA polymerase II. The transcript has 5 exons. Gene Ontology annotation, molecular function: RNA polymerase II cis-regulatory region sequence-specific DNA binding; DNA-binding transcription factor activity, RNA polymerase II-specific. Bases 163 to 2289 code for a protein of 708 amino acids. The record is from RefSeq and is a predicted model, not a curated record. Gene Ontology annotation, cellular component: nucleus.
UUUUUUUUUCCCUUUUUUUUCUUUUUUUCCUUCAUUUUUUUAAAAAAGAAAAAAAAAAGAAAAAGAAAAUAAAAGGAAGAUAAAGUGUGCUGGCUAUAGGGAUUUGCCUCAUACUUUUAUCUCAUCUUGUAUAGAAGCUCUUUUUUUUUUUUUGGAACCAACAUGAAUGCACAUUCUCAACCUGGUGUCAUACAACAUCAUCCUUCCAACAAUGACACCCGCAGCAAUGAUACUUUGUCUUCUACGUUUUCCUUAGCUCCUGAAGAUACCUUUCAAUUCCUCACAACUCCCUCAACUGACUAUAUGACACACAUCAACUCUAAUUUUAUCUCACCUACCAAUGGUCAAAGUUGGUAUCAACCACCGAAACAGCAACAACCACAACCACAACAACAACAACAGCAGCAGCAGCAGCAGCAGCAGCAGCAACAACAACAACAACAACAACAACAAUCAAAUGGAAUCAAUCAAUCAACUGGUCAAGCAAAUAGCCAUGCACAACAUACUUUGAACAUGAUUCAGCAUCAUUAUGAUAUGGCCAUUGCUGCAUCCAUGGGUUCUCCAUCAUCGUCUUCACCAUUAACUUCCAAUAGCGUUCGACAGCAUUCACCUCUUUCUUUAGGGGCAACUCCUACAGCAGCGACUUCAGCCAAUUCAACGCCAGUAUUAUCUCAAGGAGCCAUCAGUCCUCAAGGAUCACCAAGUUCAGCUCAGCAAUUAUCGGAUACUAGGAUACAUUCAUCUACGGAUAUACGCCAUAAGGAUCAAAAUAUGGCAUCGUCCACCCUUGUAGAAGCCAUUGCAAACAACAAUCAUAAGCAUGACACAAUCUAUUUAUCAACUGGCCUGGGCAUCGUGGGCUCACCGCUUGACAACAAUCACAAUCAACAACAAUUUCAUCAACUUCAACAGUCAUUUCAACAACGUGAAUCUAAUACUUCUGAAUGGAAACAAGAUGGUCAACCAAUGAACGUGGAAGGAACUGGGAUUGUGGCAUCUCAUCAAAGUGAACCUCAACAUCUAGAUCUGUCAUCUCCACAGCAACAACAAGAAAAAACUAUUCAACCUGCUGAUCAUGACACAAAUCGAUCAAUAUCUCCCAUUACUCAUGAAAGUCAACAGAGUACAAAACGUGCAAAUUCAGAUCAAGACUUGGAAAAGGAUCGAUCAAUAAAAAAGGCCAAUCAUAGUACGACAUCUCAACAGCAAUCUCAUUCUGGUGAAAAGGAGACACCCAGUCGUCCUCUUUUUACAGAAAAAUCUUUUGAAGGAAUGACAAGAGAACAACUGAUAGAACGAUUAAUAUUUCUGGAAAACGAACGUUUAUUACAACAACAACAACAAGACGAACAAAAAUCAUCAAAUGACAGAAACCAAAACAAAUCAACAAACAAUCAUCUUACUGGGGACCAUGAAUCUCAUAACAAGGAGAACAGCAAUAAUGACGACGAUGAUGAUGAUGACGAAGAAAUUUCGAGCGUUGCAAGUGGUAAUGACAAUACCAGUAGCGACAAAUCUGAAUUACAAUGCUUAUGGAAAGGCUGUGGUGAAAUCUAUAUUGGUAUACGGAAUCUUACUGAUCAUAUGGUCAAUGAACAUGUUGGAAGUGGAAAGCCUACUUAUAGAUGCGAAUGGGAAAGUUGUCGACGAAGUCAUAAACCAUUUACCAAACGACACAAAUUUUGUAAUCACCUUCGAACUCAUACUGGUGAACGACCUUUUGUAUGUGACAAACCAGGAUGUGAAAAACGAUUUUCUCGAUUGGAUUCUCUUACAACUCAUGUCAAAACCCAUUGCACGGUCAGAUCCUUUGUGUGUCAUAUUCCUGGAUGCGAAAAAGCUUAUUAUCACGCGCGAUCAUUGAAGAAACAUCUCAAGUUACACGAGGAUGAAAAAACCAACAACACACAAGAAGGAUCUACCAGGGAAAUGAAUACAAACAUGGCUGUCAACCUACCACCACAAUUUAAUGUUUCACCAUCAUCAAAUCAACCACCUAUACCUCCACAAUAUCCAUUUCAAGAUCAAAUGGCAUUAUUACAAUCCAAUGCCGCUACUUCUUCUGUGGAUGCAGCUUUACUUGAUCCAUCCCACUUGUUGUUUGAUCCAUUGGCUUUCCAAAAUGUGGCUCAAAUACAACCAACUUCUUCUCAACCACAACCUCCUGUCACAAAUAAUACUCUUCCUAUGGUGGCUCCUAAUAUGAUCAAUCAACCUAUGAUGACUGUUCAUCAACAACAACAACAAUAUGGUCAACCCAUUCUCCCUCAAGAAGGAUUUAGUUUAUAGUGAAUACUUAUAACGUAUACUUUUUAGUUUUAGAAACAAACUGAUAGAAUGAGAC